CAUACGCGUCCACUGAUAGAUUACGCUCCAAGAGCAAAGGGAGAGUGGAAAUCAAUUGUGCGCGAUCACUGACAAACCAGAUGGUCUGUUUGGCUGCGCGUGGACACAUUCCCAUAGUUACAGCCUGAAUCGGCAGGCAUACGGGACUCGUCUAGGAAUACUUUCGCCGUACGUUGGUUUUAGGGACAUUUUUUUCUGAUUUUUAAAGGCUUCCAAUUUUUAAACAGCGUAGACGAUGUAUCCAAGAGGAAAGGAAACGAUUUGGGCGCUUGGCUUUUUCACGCUGCUCCUUUUAAACACUGUAACAGGCUCGUUCCCUAAAGCUCAAAAUGUUUCUUGGUCCUCUAUCAAUUUUAAAACGCUGCUGUUGUGGAGCCCCAAACCUGAUGGCUAUUCAUACACAGUAGAAUUUUCACGUCUCGGCCAGAACAGAGACAGAAGCCCGCACUGUAUCCAGACGUCAGAGACUGAGUGUGACCUCACACAGCAGCUCAAGAACCUCAAGCACAUAAGGGAAACGUAUACCGCUGUCGUUCAGUCAGAAUCUGCACGGGGGGUCCCGUCCGACAUAGUGGAGCCUCCCUAUACAGAAUCCAAAAAGUUCUGCCCCUACACAGACACUCUCAUUGGUAAACCUGAUUUCAACUUCACCGUGAGCGGCAGGAAGAUCACCAUCAAUGUCAUUGACCCGCUCACUGCCCUCUUUAAUGGCCAGAACCAGCGUAUGAGCAUUCGGGAUAUCUUCGGAGAUGAUCUGCAAUACAGUGUCAUGUACCGGAGGGCAGGAAGCACCGGGAAGAAGCGCCAGACGUCUGCAACGAAUGUCAUCGAGCUGGCCAACGUAGACAAAGGGGAAAGCUACUGCCUUAUGGUGCAGGCAGCGAUUCCGUCUCGUGGCUUAGACAAACAGUACGGGGAGCUCAGCCACACCAAGUGCACUCCUGACAACAACAAGGGCAUCUUUGAUGAGUAUGGCAUCGGUGCGAUUGCCGGCGUCAUCUUCACCAUCCUGGCCAUCAUCAUCAUCGCCAUCGUGGUGAUGGUGGUGUGCUGCAAGCGCCGGCGGAAGGAAAAGUCGGGAAAAGAGGGCAUCGUGUGAGGGCAGCGAGCGAAGAGGGCAUCGUGUGAGGGCAGCGGGCCGCGUAGCAGUCAGCUUCUGUCUCGCGUGGGCGGAAUUUGCACAGUCUGGCUGAUCCGGGCUCGACCCGAUCCGAGAGAGAGUGGACGCGGGGGCCAUCUUCAGUUGAACAUUCCACUGUAAAACACUGGAAUAUACCAUCUGGUUUCUGUGAAACUACACAAGUACAUGUGCUAGACAUAUGAUUUUGAAAAAUCUGAAUGCUGAAUUCACUGUGUUUAAAACAAGUAGGUGUGGGGAUUGGUGCUCAAACUAUCUGCUGUUGGGAUGACUUUCUUCUUUUUAAUGGAUUGAUAUAAGCACUACACUCUUAUUCUAUAUUUAUAUUUAUGAGGCUUUUUUUAACUGUCUAACUUGAGUGUUAUUUGGCACUUGCUGGGUGAAUUUUGGGGGCUGUGUAGAUGCAAAUGUGAUGUCUCAAUCAGACUACUCUAUUUUUAUAAAUAGUUCAUUGUGAUAUUUAUUUUUUUAGGUUUUGCAGAAAUGUUAUUUGUAUAUUAUAUAUAUUAUGGGAAGAGUGGUAAAUUGUUAAUAUGCUAACUCAAAUCUCGGAUGCACAAUGAUAGUGAAAACAAUCUUCAGAAAUCCACAGAUAAUUUUAUUUUCUAUGUGUAUGUCAAUAGUAUGUAUCCAUGCUUUUAAUAUAUCUUUGGGAGCUCUUUAAGCAUUUUAAGCAUUCUGGUUACACAUUAAUGCAUCAAAGUGACAAUACUACUGAAGUAUUCCUCUGGAUUAUGGUACUAACUUUGUAAUUUUACUUUUUAUACAGAAAAUAAAGAGACAUGAUUAGACUCUGAA
This is a messenger RNA of Clupea harengus (Atlantic herring), 1936 nucleotides long. RefSeq names its product coagulation factor III, tissue factor a (gene f3a). Lineage: Eukaryota; Metazoa; Chordata; Actinopteri; Clupeiformes; Clupeidae. Gene Ontology annotation, molecular function: protein binding; cytokine receptor activity. Gene Ontology annotation, biological process: cytokine-mediated signaling pathway; blood coagulation. Gene Ontology annotation, cellular component: plasma membrane. The record is from RefSeq and is a predicted model, not a curated record.